AUGAAAACGGUGGAAGCUGCCGGCAACACAUUCCAGUAUGCGGAACUCAAUAUCAGACAUGUUGGUAAUGCUGCAAAGACACUCGCUAUGGUAAAACGCGCCAUUCGGAUGGGUUACGACACUGUUGCCAUCAAUAUAGAUAUUGGCGACAUCGUACCUGAGGAGAAUAUUGUUAGUAAGCAAUCGAGCGCAGAUGCCCCGAGCAAGCCUCCACCGAAAAAGAAAGCACGGAAAGGCGAAGACAGAAGAGGUCGAGAACAGCAGUUGCCGGAACCUUUUCUUGUAGAUGAGUCUGUGUUAGAUCUCUCCGAUUUAGAACAACGAGGGAAGAAAUUUAGGCAAUUCAGCCGGAUUACUUUCACUCUCAAUGAUGCUACAGUUAUUCAUAACGUUUUCAACAAUCCUCGAUUGCGUCAAUUUGAUCUAGUGGCAGUUCGUCCAGCAGAUGUGAGCAUACUCACGACACUUACAAGGAAAACAGAUGCUGUCGAUAUAAUCACGAUGUAUCCCGAAACCCACGUAUCUUGGUUACAUAAGGCAAAAUUCAUGGAAAUGAUUCGUGUCGAGGGUGUUGGAUUUGAAAUUACUUAUGCUCCGGCAUUGUUCCCAGCAAACCGAAGAUCG
This is a messenger RNA of Cylicostephanus goldi, 624 nucleotides long. Lineage: Eukaryota; Metazoa; Nematoda; Chromadorea; Rhabditida; Strongylidae. The record is from the annotation of a GenBank genome assembly.